AUGCUCAUUGGAGUCUGCGGCGGUAUCUGUGCCGGCAAACAUGCCAUCCAGGACUAUCUCAUUGACAGACACGGCUUUCAACCCCUGACAUUGACUCGGGCAGCCGCAACGCCGAGUGUAGAGAAGUCAGCAUCAGAUGUACAUGUUCCGGAAAUGAAGGACUCAACCCUCUCAAUAUCAACCUUCACCCACGUCAGCGAGCUGGUCGACUUCGUAACGAAGAACUGGCAGACCGAUUUCGUCACCACCUGCAUCCACGACGAGGCAAUCGUCGACGCCCUAUCCCACCGCCCCUUCUUCAUCCUCGUCCACGUCGACGCCCCGAUUUCCAUCCGAUGGCAGCGCUUCAAAGACCGCUGUGCCCGCGCCUCCCUAACGCCGCCCACGCUCGAACAAUUCGUGCUGAGAAAUGACCAACACCUCUAUGACCCCGCCGCAGGCCUCGCAGCCCUGGCAUCGCGAGCCCGCAUCAAACUCCUCAACAACACCACCUCGCUAACCACCCUCCACACCUCCCUCGACACCCUCAACCUCACAGAUCAAAGCCGCCUUCGCCCCACCUGGGACCACUACUUCAUGACCCUCGCUUCACUCGCCGCGCGCCGCAGCAACUGCAUGCGCCGCCAAGUCGGCUGUGUUCUGGUGCGCGAGAAGCGCGUCAUGUCGACGGGGUACAACGGCACUCCCCGCCACAUCACCAAUUGCAACGAAGGCGGGUGUUCGCGGUGCAACGGGGGAGGCGGAGGCGGCACCGGCCUGGCGACAUGUCUCUGUAUCCACGCGGAGGAGAACGCGCUGCUGGAAGCCGGGCGGGAGCGCGUGGGAGGCGGAGCGGUGCUGUACUGCAAUACGUGUCCCUGCUUGACGUGCAGCAUCAAGAUUGUGCAGGUGGGCAUCACGGAGGUGGUGUUUAGCCAGAGCUACUACAUGGACGCCGAGGCGGCGAAGCUGUUUGAGAAGGCGGGCGUGAAGCUGCGGCAGUUCUCGCCGCCCAAGGAGGGCUUGGUGAGUCUUUGCGAUGACCAUGCCGCCGCCCUCACGUUCGACACGAAAGCAUUUACAAAUGGACACGCGGGCAUUGGGAACUCGCAGGCAUGA
Messenger RNA from Neohortaea acidophila, 1098 nucleotides. RefSeq names its product cytidine deaminase-like protein. Gene Ontology annotation, molecular function: hydrolase activity; zinc ion binding. The record is from RefSeq and is a predicted model, not a curated record. Bases 1 to 1098 code for a protein of 365 amino acids. NCBI's taxonomy places the organism in Eukaryota, Fungi, Ascomycota, Dothideomycetes, Mycosphaerellales, Teratosphaeriaceae. The transcript has 2 exons.